This is a messenger RNA of Trichoderma breve, 3309 nucleotides long. RefSeq lists its product as uncharacterized. The transcript is spliced from 5 exons. Bases 1 to 3309 code for a protein of 1102 amino acids. Gene Ontology annotation, molecular function: ATP-dependent chromatin remodeler activity; ATP binding. NCBI's taxonomy places the organism in Eukaryota, Fungi, Ascomycota, Sordariomycetes, Hypocreales, Hypocreaceae. The record is from RefSeq and is a predicted model, not a curated record.
AUGCAUUCUCAACGAGUUCCUUAUAUUCCUGCCGGAUGUGUUGGAAUUUCACAACAGGAUUGCCAUAUCAGUGAAGAAGAUUGGCUAUCCGAAGAAAAUCGAACAUGGAGAAGCUUCAUGCGGUACCAUGAUACUUUGAACAAUGGCGGGCAUGCCAUCCCAUCCGAUACGCCAUACAUCAAUCCCAAUCUGCAAGAGUCGCUCUUCCAGUCUUCAAAACUUUCACCAUUGGGCAAGUUGUUUCAGGCUCGUUGGUGCAAACUCGAAUUUUGCGUUAGCACCCUAGGCCAACAGCUAGGAAUCGUCAGGGUAUACUUGCUUCCAGAUGAUGUUCUGCGUCGGUCGGUUGAUCGCUCUGAUUCAAGCUUGGAAAAAGCAAGGUUGUUUGUACUCCGCUCUCUCGAUUAUUCGCCAUGCGCUUGGAAAGCUAUCAAAGAACCGGAUCACUCAGGUCGCCCAGUGCUUGAAGAUCCCAGCUCCAUCGAUAAUGAGAAGGAUGUCUCGCUCCUGGAACUCUUCAAUACCAUUCCCUCGCCUUGCCCAGACUUGAAUGCUGUCGAUGAGCCGUACACACAAGAUGCAAUGUACAAUCUCAUGGAAAGUCAGGUACCAGGACUCAAAACUACUUUGUAUUCGCACCAAAGAAGAUCCGCGGCUUUGAUGCUACAGAAGGAGACACAGCCCGGUCAGAUUCUUGACCCUCGACUGCUGCAUCUCAGAGACACAAAUGGCUCUCAUUGGUAUAUGGAUCCCGUAACCGGUGUUGUUCUUUUGGAGCCACGAUAUUACGACGGAGUUUCUGGAGGGAUUUUAGCAGAACAAAUGGGGGCAGGCAAGACAGCCAUCUGCCUUGCGCUGAUGCUUGCGACAAAGCAUUUACCGACAAGCCCGCCUGACUUUUACAAAGCUGGUGAACCACCCGUCAGACGAAGAAUCGCAUCCCUCGCCGAUAUGGCAGCUUCUUGCGCCACACGCCAUGCCGUUCCCUGGAAAUCUCAUUUCGAGGCGUGGAAAGAACAGCAUGGAUAUGAAUUUAGCCACUGUAACGAUGCCCUUUCGAGAAACCGCGGUUAUUAUUUUCUCCCCGCCCCAGAACCUCGUCGUGGUGGACGAAGCAACAGAAUUCCAUGUCAUGUGCCGUCCAAGAAGAUCUAUCUGAGUUCGGCAUCUGUAGUUAUCGUUCCUAACAACUUGGUCGCACAAUGGAAACAGGAGAUCAACAAACACACCGAAGGGCUCAAAGUUUUGAUUCUUGGAAAGAAUGAUGAAACUCCAUCGCUUGAAGAUAUCCUGACGUAUGACGUCCUCCUCUUUUCUCAAACAAGAUUUGAGAUGAUUCACAAACAAUUUGCUGGUGUCGAAGGCUCCGUCUUCACCUCCAUCCAUUUCAAACGAUGCAUCGUAGAUGAAGGACACAAACUUGGUAACUCGAAAAUGAGCAACCGAAGCAAUCUUUUGAUUGGUUUGGAUUCAAUGCAUUUCUCCUCCCGCUGGAUUGUCACCGGAACUCCCUCUCACGGCUUUACUCAAUCUCCGACCCCGGAUAAUAAAACGAAUCAAACCAAAAAGUCUUCGACCGAUGAAAAAAGCGACCUCGAGAGAAUUGGAUCUAUUGCCGCUCUGUAUUUAAAAGCUCGGCCUUGGGCAAACACCGUGAUUGAAAGUGGCGAUACGUUGGCUGACUGGACCACCUAUCUAAUGCUCCCAAAGCAUAGCUCCAAAAGUCAGGGUCGAUGGAAUUGUUUGGAAUCUACUCUCAACUCCCUCAUUAUCCGCCAUCGUAUAUCGGAGAUUGGCGCCCUUCUUCCGUCUGUGAACGAGAAAAUUAUCGUCCUUGACGGUUCAUAUCAGGACCAGCUGUCUCUCAACUUGUUUUCUAUGAUGAUAGUAUUCAACUCUGUCCAGUCGCAGCGCGAAGACAUGGAUUACUUUUUCCAUCAAAAGCAAAGAAAGGCUCUGCUACAAAUUGUACAGAAUUUAAAACAGGCAAGCUUUUUUGGAGGAUCUUUCUUUACUGUUGAUGAAAUCGCCAAAUCUGUGGAAACCGCUGAAAAAUUCUUAGUGGAGCGGAAAGUUCCCAUCAGUUCCGAAGAUGAAUCAUUACUCCAGGGGGCCAUCCAGUUCGGCAACUUGGCAAUCUCAAAUAAGCUGAGAAAUCUAACGAACCAAUUCCACGAAAUGGCCGUGUCGGUGACCGGCUUUCCUGGUAAUGCUGGUGAAUCCUGGUCCCUUGAUGGUGCAUCUGCGGAGAACGGCAUAUGUACCUCCACAAGCAUGCUGCUAUCCCUUCAGAAACUAAUUUACAAUGCGGCUGGAAGCGAAGAGAAGCUAAACUCCCUUUUGAAUGGCGAACUCAUUUCAGAAGGUGCACUCGAACGAAUCAAACUCCUAAAUGCGGCAGCACCCGAGAAAGAUUCCAAGUCAAAAGAUAAAUCCUCCGAGACACUCGCCGGUAAUACUAAACUGGGCGAUGAUAGCCCAAAGAAGACAAAAAUUACGGCGACGGUAUCCGCAAAACUCUCUUACUUGAUUGACAAUUUAGUCAAAUACCAAGAGGAGGAGAAAAUAAUCGUUUUCUACGAAAAUGAAAACGUAGCAUGGUAUCUAGCCAGCAUGCUUGACGUGCUUCAAAUUCAACAUUUAAUUUACGCCAAAUCUUUGAAGGCGGAAAGGAGAGCACAAUAUGUCAACACCUUCAAUCACAAUGAAAAGUUCAGAGUCCUCCUUAUGGAUAUCUCCCAAGCAGCGUUUGGUCUCGACAUGCGAGAGGCAUCUCGAAUCUACUUCAUCAAUCCCGUGUUGAAUCCUCAGGUCGAAGCACAGGCAAUAGGUCGUGCCCGACGAAUCAGUCAGAAGAAACCAGUGUGGGUUGAAACGCUUGUGCUGAAGAAUAGCUUGGAUGAAGUGAUUCUCGAACGCAAAGGACAAAUGACUCAGGCAGAGCAUCGCCACGUCAAAUCCAUUCUAGAUGUGCGGCCGAUCUUCAAUUGGAUCAAGAAUACUAAGGUUAGCCCAAUGGGCUCAAGCAGUGACAGCUACACUUCACAAAUGGCUACGCUACAUACUGCACAAGCCGUGUUUGGUAGAGGUUUCGGAGUCACAAGCCACCCAGAUGAGGAUAUUAUUUUAGAUGAGAACCGCACGCCGGACAAGAGAUUGCCGGUGCAGAGAUUACCGGUACUUCAGAAGAAAAGGGCCUACGAAGUCGGUCCAGGGAGUGAAGGAAUGAAGACGGACGAAAACGCGGCGAUAUCCAAGCGAGAAGCGAUAUCUCAGCCAGCUAGGCGAGUUCGUUUUGCAGCUGACUAG